This is a messenger RNA of Cervus elaphus (red deer), 3181 nucleotides long. Its product is annotated as cationic amino acid transporter 3-like. Gene Ontology annotation, cellular component: plasma membrane. Gene Ontology annotation, biological process: transmembrane transport; amino acid transport. Gene Ontology annotation, molecular function: amino acid transmembrane transporter activity. The transcript is spliced from 12 exons. The record is from RefSeq and is a predicted model, not a curated record. Lineage: Eukaryota; Metazoa; Chordata; Mammalia; Artiodactyla; Cervidae. The coding region runs from base 261 to 2183 and encodes 640 amino acids.
UGUGCCUCUGGCUUGUUGGGUUGUAUCUGUACGUCGUAUACUUUUUUUUUUCUUUUCUUUCUUUUUUUUUUAACAGGUUUUGACUUCUUGAGUAAUGAAUUUAUCAACGGGGAUGAGAGCCAGAGGAACCUUGUCUCUAGCCUCUAGCCCCUGGUAGACAAGCAGCUAGGAUUGCUGGUUUUCACCCAGGCCACCCAGGUCCAAUUCCUGGGCAGAGAACUAAGCCACCGUUCACGGCUGACUCUCUCCGAGAACGUCUGAUGCUGAGACCCAGGAUUUCAAGCAGAUCUGAGCCUCCUCGAUUCUCUAGGAUGUUGUGUCAGGAUGUCCACCAAUUUGGCCAGAAGCUGAUCCGCAGGCGGCCGCUGGAGCCCAGGGAGGAGUCUGAGAGUGGCAGGGCCCACUGUCUGAACACCAUAGACCUGACAGCCCUGGGUGUGAGCGGUACCCUAGGAGCUGGUGUCUACAUCGUGGUUGGAGAAGUGGCUGUGUAUGAGGCUGGACCAGCGAUCGUCAUCUGCUUCUUGCUGGCUGGCCUGUCGACUCUUUUGUCCGGGCUCUGCUACGCGGAGUUGGUGGCCUGGGUACCACGCUCAGGUUCUGCGUAUCUCUACAGCUACGUCACUAUGGGUCAGCUGUGCGCCUUCAUCAUUGGCUGGAACCUCAUCCUGUCCUUUGUUGUCGGCACUGCCAGUGAGGCCAGGGCCUGGAGCCUCACCUUUGACAGCCUCAUUGGGAACCACAUCUCUCAGGCGUUCCAGGGAACUUUCUCUACGUAUAUGCCCUACUUCCUGGCCUGGUACCCAGACUUUUUUGCCCUGGGCCUGGUGCUGCUGCUCACAGGACUACUGGUUCUGGGACUUCAUGAAUCAGUCAUGCUUAACAAAGUGUUUGCAGGCUUGAACAUUUCUGGUCUCAUCUUCAUCAUCAUCUCUGGCUUCAUUAUGGGAGACCUGCACAACUGGAAGCUCACAGAACAAGACUACACAUUGAACACAUCUGAAUCCACUGACACCUCUAGCUUGGGACCUCUGGGUGCUGGAGGGUUUAUACCUUUUGGCAUUGAAGGGAUUCUCCAGGGAGCAGCAACAUGCAUCUAUGCCUUUGUUGGUUUUGAUGUCAUUGCUACUACAGGGGUAGAAGCCAGAAAUCCUCAGCGUUCCAUCCCCAUUAGCAUCAUGAUCACAAUCUUGAUCUGCUUUUUGAUGUAUAUUGGUGUCUCGGCGGCACUCACCCUCCUGGUGCCCUACUACCAGAUUCACCCUGGGAGCCUCCUGCCGCAGGCUUUCCUUGAUGUUGGGUGGAGGCAUCUAAGAUAUGUCCUGGCUGCUAUCACCAUCUGUGCUCUUUCAUCCAGCCUCCUGGGCACCAUGUUCUUUAUGCCUCGUGUGAUCUAUACAAUGGCAGAGGAUGGGCUCCUUUUCAGGAGACUUGCCGAAAUCCAUGCCCGCACACGAACUGCCAUCUGGACCAUCUUGGCUUCUGGAAGUCUUGCAGCGGUCAUGGCACUACUCUUUGAGCUCACUGAUCUUGUGGACCUCAUGUCAAUUGGGACCCUACUCGCUUACUCCUUGGUGGCCUUUUCUGUGCUUGUCCUCAGGUAUCAACCAGAACAGAAUUUAAGCCAGAAUGAGACAGCAGAAGAGGAAAUAGAUAUUUUUCAGUUGGAAGCAAGGCCUUUACAAUCUGUACCUGAAGCAGAAAAUUCAAGGAUUCUGAAGACUCUGUGGUUCCCUUCCAGCACUAUCCCCACUCGGAAAUCUGGGCAGAUUGUCUAUGGAUGUGCCUUCCUGCUUGUUCUCCUGCUGACCAUCCUGAGCCUGAUCCUGGCCCUGUUGACCAGCCAGGUGUUCUCUGGACUCCCAGUGUACACGACAGUGGCUGUGCUGCUGCUGCUCAUCACUGGGGUCAUGGCCAUCAUCUGGAGGCAGCCCCAGAACCCCUCUCCUCUUCACUGCAAGGUCCUUUGUUGGCCCAUCCUCCCACUGGUGAGCAUCUUUGUGAACGUUUACUUGAUGAUGCUGAUGAACACUAGGACCUGGGUCCAGUUUGGCCUCUGGAUGGGGAUUGGAUCUGUCAUAUACUUUGGAUAUGGUAUCCGACACAGCCUGGGGGAGAACAAUGAUCAACAGCCUCCGGCCUCCAAUCCCCAAAUGCUUGAUGGAAACAUCCCUGGUGAUUAAUCUUCUUAACCACAGGACAUAGAUACUGUGCGGAAUUCCUCCAGACUCAGAAGUCUCUUUCGGUUCAAGUGGCACUUUGAGCCUCUGUGGAGCCUGAAGGUGAAAUGCAUUUACAGCUAUGUGCUUAUUGCCAGCAGAUAAAAUGACUUUACUGUUGAAUAAUUUCGAAGUAAACUUUUCAAAGCAAAAUAUAUAUUCAGAAAAGCACAUGCUUCAUAAGUGAGCCUCAAGGUGAAUUUCCACAAAGAAAGUACAACAAAAUAACCAUCAACCAGAGAAAGUACUAAAAUAUUAAUGGGUAUAUAAGAAGCACCUUCUUGUGUCUGUUUCCACUGAAAAUGCAGAGAUUGUGACCUGGGAAGGAAAUGUAGGUAAGUAUAUUUUCUGCCCAGGGUUAUACUUUAAACAUUAAGACAUAAAUAAGUUGGAAGUAAAAGGAGGGGAACAAACACUCUGUACAAACAGUGACACAAGAAUGCUAGGGCAGAUAUCUUAUUAUAGAACAAAGUAGAGUUUAAGAAAAAGAGAAUAACAGAUAAAAUAGAUCAUUGAGUAAUGGUAAAGGGAAAUGCUCAUUUUAAUCUCUUCCCCCAGCUUAUUGAGAUGUAGUGUAACAUCGUCCAAAUGAUCAUUUCUCUUUACUCUUCUGUGGUAGAACGUUAGAGUUAUACAACAGAGUUGAUGAGAAAAAGUUCUUAAUUGAAAAAACAACAAGGACACCUGCAUUGCUAGAGGGAAGGAAAUGGGAUGGGAAGUAAUAAUUGGCUGAUGAAUGCUUACAGUGGGUGAAACUAAAAGAUGGGAAAUGAACCUGGAGAAACAAGAUGAAAAGUGGUUGCUGCAGAACAGAAUGCUUGAAACUGAGAUCAUGGACUUUCAUGAUGUUGGUGAUAAUGAUAUAGAGGGUUGUUUGUGGGAAUGAACAACUGAAGUAGAGUAAAAGGGGGACGGAAGUCAAGAAACUAAACAGCAAAAUUAUCAGAUGGAUUAAAGAAUAA